AUGACUACAUGUGUAGACUCUUUGUCUCUAGCUCUCGGACAAAUUAGCUUUGCAGUCAACGAUUUAACCAAAAAGAAUUACAAAGCGACCUUAAAAGAAAUACACGAGGUGAGCGUUAAUGUAAUUUAUCACCAUAACAUUGCAUAAACACCAGUUAUGUAUGCUUAGAGAAGGUGACCUCUCUGAUGUCAACCAGUAUUUUUUCCUAAAUACACCCAGGUAGCGAACCCAAGAUAUUUUCGUCAAUUUCUUAGUUUCAUAUACCUAAUUUCUCACGGAAUAAUAUGUUUCAGCCUUUUAAGUUUAAUGAAAAAUCAAGCAUACCAUACAUGUUUCAUUUUGUGGAUGAGAUGUACUCUAUGAAGUUUGAUACUGCUGCAUCAUCAUAAAACUGUUUAAGUUUAUGUUUUCCUAAAAUUCAUUUUUCAGCUUAUUGAAAAACAUGGCUUUGAGGCAGAACGUCACUUAUUCCGUUGCUUAUUCUCUUUUAUUGACUUUGCUGGUGAUGGAAAGAAUAAUGGCAAAGACUUCCUGCAGGUGAGUAUGGCUUCAUAGGGUUUUUACAAGGUAGGAGAAGUUAAAGAAUUCUCUGGGCACAGGGCUCAAAGCUCAACCUUUUUCCAAGUUACUAUUUGGCAACUUCACAUCCUGACAUGGUCAUCAUAAAUUAUACUCUAUUCACAAUUUGUUUAUGCAAGAAAAUGAUUAAGCAUUGAUGCUCAUGUAUCAGUAUCAGCUUGUUACAUGACUGCAAAACGUAGUUUGACAAAUUGGUGACUUUUGCUAAACAUAGGCAUGUGUAGCAUGCAAGAGUUAUCUUUUUGGCUGGAUAAGCUGAGAUGGAACAGUUUGUGUUCUCAAUGUUUUCAUUUUUGUUACCAAAAAGAGCAUAAAAUAAAAAAAAAAAUGAAAAUGAAAGACAGAAAAAAUCCAAUUUUAUCUGAACUCACACAGAUAUUAUGUGAUCUACUGUCUCUAUUGUCUAAAUACUUCCAAGUUAAAAUAUAAUGCAUCUGUGUCACACUUACUAUUGUCUCCUUUGCAGGUGUUGUUUGGUCACAUCACACAAUGCCCUCUAUUUUGCAUUUAAGAGAGAGCGCGUUGCCUGAUGAGAUCAAAUAACGGUUGCAAAAGAGACUACACUUACUGCUGUUCCUAAUAAAGAGGAAAUUAAAAUUAUUCAUAUACAGUUACCUUAGAAAUAUAAUUCCAAUAGACCCUAACCAAAGAUAUUACAAUUUUGAUUUAGUGAAAAUACAUUGAACAAGAGAAAUGGAUAAUAUUUCAAAGAGGGCUCUUUGAUUGGUUGUUGCCGAUCUGGACUUUGCCCUUUUUGAGUGAAAUACGUGAUAAAAUGCAGGUUGUUUUACAAGGAAUUAACAUGCAAUUGGGUUAAGUCCAAGGUAGCUUCAAGUGACUUUAAUUCGUAGAAAAAGUCAAAUGUGGGAGAAUUGGGUGGAAAACUCAAUAUCAGUAGUAUUUAGAUCCAUGUAAAUUUUUUCAGUGGGGUCAGACAAUGCAGUUAGAAUAUGUGAUAAAAUGCAGGUUGUUUACCAGGAAAUGACACAUGAUAGAGGGAAGUCCAAUGUGGCAAAAUUGAAUUUGACUGGUGGAAUACAAUUCAAGCAUGUGAAAAAUUGCAUAAUGUUCUUGUAGUGCAAUGAUUGGGUAUGUUCUGAUUGGACUUUGGACGUUGUUUUCAUUGUACAUGACAGAAUGUAAGUUGUUUGGCAUGUGUGUUGUGAUUAAAGGAGUGGAAAAAACAUGUUUUAACUUAAAUUUAUUUGAUUUAAAUGCAUACCUUUCAUAUCCCAAUAAAUCUCAUCCUUAAUUGACAAGGUUCUUGCAAAGGCCAUAAACCAUUACACUUAUCAAAUGAGUCCAGUAUUUCUGAUUAAUGUCAUUCUUUGUGCAUAGCCCCGCAAUCCUUGACAUCAUUUAAAAGAAAACAAUACCCAAAUGCUCUGAUUGAUGCAAGAUAUUCAAAUGCUAUCAUAUAAUUGGUGGGAGAUGUGUACCCUAAUGCAGCAGUCUGAUUGGUGCAAGAUACAUACCCUAAUACAGCGAUCUUAUUGGUGCAAGCAACAUACUACCUUAUAUGCUAACAUAGAGUAAUUUUUUUUUUAAAAUAAUAACUCAAAAAUGUAGAUGCCAAAAUUUGUUGUACUUGCUAUAGGGUGUACUUGACAAAAACAGCCAUAGCUUGUUGUGCUGGACUAUUACACAAAAUUCUUAAGCUAUCUCUUGAUGGCCAGAGCAAACAGAAACAGUUGGUUUUAAAGUAAAAAUGAUUAACAUUAUUGAAAAUUUGUCACAAUUUGCGAGGAGGAAAAAAUCUGAGCUCCUGGAGUGGAUCUGAACCCAAGCCAAAACUUAUUCCAGAGUUAUAGGCUCUGCUAAUUGAGCAGCAGAGACCUCACUGAUGAGCUGGACAACCAUAUUUACUCAUGUAUAAGUUGAACUUGUGUAUUAAGUAAACCCCCCCAUUUUCAAGGUUAAAAAUUGUAUUUUCAUCAUAUUUAGUUAAAGAAGUAGAAUUCAGACUGAUAGAAAUUUCCCAAAAAAUUAAUCUCUUAUUUCUGAGGAUGUAUUGAAAACAUGGCAAAUUAAUAAACUGCAUGGCAAAAUGCAACUGUGUGCUGUUAAGUUCAUCAGCACUUGUUUAUAUUACCAUGAUUUAAGCAUACACGGAUUUCUGAACAGACUUCAGGCAAUUGUUAUGCUAAUUUCUUGGACUGCUGGGAUUAGGUCUUUGUAUAUGACUUGUGUAUAAGUUGAGGGUGAUUUUUUGGGCUGAGCUUUUGGUCAUUAAAGGUCACCUUAUACACAAGUAAAUACAGUAAUCAUUAAAUGUACAUUGUGCUCCUAGAGAAUUCUUUCAUCAGCAUUUUAAGUAAAAAAUUGUUAGAUGGCAACAUGGUUGGCUAAUGGCUUACCACCAAUGUAAAGAACACAAUUUUCACUACUUAUAAAUUAAUGCAGAAGUUGGGUGAGCUUGUGUGGUUUCCCCAAGUAGAUGCCUGCACAUUGCAGUGUGUAUUCAGUGAGUGUCAAUCAAGAAGACAAAAAUAGACUAUAUAUAAUGGUUUUAUAGGAAGAAGGAGGGUAAUUUUUUAAUUGCAUAAAAAUAAGGGAUUAAAAUGCAUACUAAUGUACACCAUAUACUGUAUGUUGUGGUUUAAUUUUUUUACUGUGUCUUGUCAUCAUCUGAUAUACAGGAAACUGAAUUAAAACUUAAUUUUCAAAAUUUUUCACUAAAAAUUUAACCAUAUCACAUGAACUGUGCAUUUUACUCUUGGGAAGUGUUUAAGGAGAUGUAGUCUGUGGUGUGGAUAUUUAUCUCACAAAGGGAAAUAGUACAAAAUUGAAGAGAUACUGUCUGUGUCUGUAUGAAGUUGCAAGGACAUCUUUAAGACCUAUAUCAGAUAAAGCAAAGUGUAUUGAAAGUGAAGCUGUAGAUUCACUUGGCAAUAUUGUUUGUAAUUAUAAAUUCCUAUUCUGUCUGGCAAUGCUGUUUUUUUUAUCAGUUUGUAUACAGCAUGUUUGUAUUGAAUUUUCAUAUACAGCAAUAUAAGUUUGUUAUGACUGUCAGGUAGACAAAAUGAUUUUCAGAGAGCAGUUUGAAAGACAGAAAAUACAUGUAGGUCUGGUCCUUUUAUUUUUGAUAAUAUCUAAGCUCUUGAACAGGUUAUUAUGCCAUUUCUGUCUGUCAUUAUCACUUCCUUUUUUGGUAGGAGAUAUGACCUCUUUAGUUUCUUUAUUUGACAGUGACACUAAAUAAAAACAUUCAUACAAUGAUUUGCGACCUAAUGCAUUAUUUAUUGUCUGGAUUGCUAAAGAGCUUCCUGUUUCUACAUUAAGUGCCAGUUCCUAAUUCAAGAAUGCCAGAUGCUUGUUUCCAAACCGAACUUUUCCUCCAUUUUGUGUUACGCCAUCGAGACGCCAGAACAUAAGCAAAGGACGCUGAGACCUUCCCAACAGUUACUGCCAAAUAUUAGCAGAGUAUUGAAGCUAAACAAAGUACAAGAGGUAAGACUGAAGUGGUUUUUUUCAAGAUUAACCACAAGAUUACAAGAUUAUUUUAGAAUUAGUUUGCUGUAAAUGUUGAGAGGUGUUAAAUGGCUGCUUCUAUUAGGGGACAAUGAAAAUUCUGAGACCUUGUGCUGGUAUGGACCCUUGAAAGUUGCUAAUUUUUAAGUUAUAUGUUCCACAUAGGCUGAGCUACACAAGGUUGUUUACAGAGAUUUUGCUUGUGAGUCAGAAAGUAUGCUAUUUCUCUAUGAACAAGAUUCUUUUUUAUGUGUUUGUUUAAUCAAAAGAUUGAAUUAAACUGAAAACUGCAUCUUAUUGUGGGAGCUUUCUAAUCUUAAGUUAAGUUGUUGGACUGAUUACUUGAUAUUUUUUAACUAGAUUAGGAAUGUGGAGAAUGUAAUUAUAGUGUUAUGCAUCCAGACAAAUUUUCAAAUGGAUGACUCCAUAAAAGAAAAUUGAAUAAAUAGUCACUUGACCCCUUGUAAAAGUUUAUUUUCAGAUGUUACCAUAAGUUGUGCAUGCUUAUUCUCUUUUGGUCCUCCUUGUUUUUCAUCUGCUUUGAUAAUACCAGUAAUGAAUGUAGACAAAAGACAUCUGACAGGGUUAAAAGUAACAGCUGUUGUAAAUUUGUUUUAGUUAAUAUUCCUUUCUUAUGCAGUCACUAUUACUUUUUAGAAUGGAACAGUAAAUGAGAAGUGCUUGUUGUUUUUAUAACUGUUCCAGCCCUUGCUCCUUGGUGUGCGGUUCAUCUUUAUUAAUGAUGAACUGAAUUUAUUAAUUGUCUACAUCUAUAAAUACCAGAUGGACUAAAAAAUUCUAGAGAACCAUACACCUCUAGCCAGCUCGAAUACACUGAAUUUUCAUAUCAUACCAUAACAUGAGGAAAACAGAAAGGUAAAAUGGCCAUACAACUGUAGCUACAGUACAUGUAUAUGUACAGACACACCUCAACAAGCUUAGAGGGCACAUAAUAUUCAGACAGCCAUUUUGAUUUAUGUUUGAAGGUGUAAAAUUCCAAACUUGAACUGCAGUUUGCUACAGGGAUUAGGUCUCAGUGCAAGCUAGAAUGUUGAAUUCCCAAGCAGAGAUGUAAGAACCAAACAGUAAAAAUUGUUCCAGUUCUCAAACCCUGCAUGUGUUGACUACACAUAAGCAGGAUUGGUACUCUGCUUCCUUUGUGCAUUACCUUAAAUUUUCCUCUUUUCCGACACUUAUUUUGCAGGUAAUAUUUGGCCUUAGCCUUUUAAGUUCCUCAAAUGAUGAUUUAAAAAACCAUGGUAAGUGUGUUGGUACAGCUACAUGUGCAUAGGUCUUUGCUACAUGUGUAUAUGUCAAAGCUCUUCAAGUAUUAACCCUUUCACUUCCACAAGUGACCAAGACAGAAUUUCUCCUUACAAUAUCUAUACAAUAACAAGCAGGUAGGUGAUGAGAAUAGAGAAGAAUAUCAAUAAUGGGAUUAUUAGUUAAUCCAAUACCAAAUUCUCUGAACUAACAUCAUAAGAAUUGUAUGACAGAUAGUAAGGAGAAUUAUUGAUUAGAUCUUGGGAGUGAAAGGGUUUAUGUCUGUCUAUUUUUGUUGUCAUUAGCUGUUUUUAUCAUUCUUGAAGAUUUGUUUCAGCUGGUUUUGUUUUCUUUACAGCUGGCCAAUUUGUCAAACACAAGUUGCCUGACCUUUUGAGAUCGUACACUGAUGCAGGUGAGAGAUUUUUCAAUAAUGUUAAUAAGGAGUUGGCAGCUAUAUACAAUCAAUGAGGGUAAUUUUGUUUAAAAAAAAAACAACAACAACAAAACUGUGGUAAUGUGUUGGUGGGAGAGCAUAACAGGGUAAUUUAGUUUUAUCAUCUGAGUUGGUAACGUAAAUUGGCCACCAGAAAGAAUUUCAAAGCUGACAUUUGUAAGAGUUAGCCUUUGUCAGAGCUAAGGGCUAACACUCAAAACUUCAGCGUUGAAAGUAUUGUAUCAAAAAACGUGUACAUAUUCAAGAGGCAGACACCUAUAUCACCCCUAACUCCCCCACUUUCUCCCAUGCCCCCCAGUACACUAUUGCACUUUUAAUUUGUACUUGGAUAUGGGAAGGGGGCACUGAGGCAAACUGCAGUUCCUUUUCCUGACAUUCUUUAAAAAAUUUCUAGGGGUAUUGAUAUAUUUGUUGGCUAAUUUUGUCACUGAGAGUACAUGCAUGUUAUCAAUUUCUGUGUAGCCACAUCUGAGAAGUACUGUGCAUACAGCUGACACUGACAUGGUUAAUGCACUUCUAGCCUCUUUCUAUGGGGUGUAGUUCCACAGAAACCACUAGCCAUAAUGAACAGUCUAGAGAUAGUGUCUAUCUGCAAUAUUAUUGCAAUACCACAAAGAGCUGUUUCUUAGUCAUUAGAGUAUCACAUUCAGAGCCACACUUCUCUUUCUUAUCCAGAGAAUAAAACAUAAUGAAAAGAUUCUCAAUCUUUCAUCAGAUGUUGGAGGUGUACAGGAAGGAGGCUUGACUGAUGUUGCUAUUGAAGUGUUACAUCGCGUUUUGUCUCAUGUGAUCCAUGGACCAAGAGAACAGGUUGGAGUUGGAGAUGAUCAAGUGUCUGCCUUCUUGGAAACCCUAAAGAAAGGUUUGUGUCAUUAUUUUUUACCAUCAUUUUUAGCUUUAGGCAUUGGCAUUUAUCUGUGUUUAAGGAGGUUUUGCCCUAUUGCAAUUGCCCCUUACCAUCUUUACAAAUUUGCUCCUUGAACAUUAAAAAAAAAAUUGCUUGUUUGUCGAAAUAUAUAAUGAUUUCAACAGAAGAGGAAUUUGUUGCACCAUAAGGAAAGGAGUUGACAUAUAUUUUUUAACUUUUUUUCUGACCUAAUUGGAUAGCUAAGGGCCACUAAUAAAUUGAAGUGUAAAACUCUUCAUUCUUUCCCAGAUUUUCCCAAAGAACGUGUACCUGUAGUCCUUGCUCCUCUUCUUUAUCCCGAGACAAAGGAUAUUUCAACUGACGAGUAAGAUUAUGUUAAGGUCAUCCCUUGGCAUUGCAAUAGUUACCACUUUCACUUCUCAUAAUUUUAUUCAUAAGAAGUGGGUAUGCAAAAAAAUAAAUUAUGGCUUUCACUUUAUCGCUGGAGCUCACUGGAAGUAUAAAUUAUCAUUUUCAUAUACCAAACAUUGUACUUCAGCUUACCAUUGUAAGCUGAAGUAAGAAUAAGAUAAUCUAUUGAUGAGUAGCACAAUCACCAUGCCCGUAGGGGGUUGACUGCAAACUUUCACUGAUUUCUUCUGUUUUACAUUUUCAUUGAAGCCAAAUCUUUGCUUACAGAUAAAGUUGUUCUUGUUGAUUAUUGUAAAAGUAUAAAAUCAGAAAACCACAUUACUGUCUUCGAGAAAAUACCCGGGAAAGAUGAAAAAUUGAGCCAAUAAUUAUUUUGGUUGUAAUGCAUAACACAAUCUCAGAGGUAAAAUUUUUGAAAUACAUUUUUCAGUGAAAAGAACGCUCAUUUGAGCAAACAAAUUACACCUAAUGAUAACACACAAUAAACACUACAUUUGAGCCAAACUUUGACAUUUCAAGUUUAUUAAAACACUUAGAAAGGAUUCAUCAUUCCUAAGUAUCCUUUGUGUAACGCUGGGUUUCAGAAUUUGGAAGUACACCAAGUUGUUGUCCGCAGAUUGGCUGAACUGGAAUCCUGUGGGAAAAAAAACACAUCAACCGAAUGCUCAUACUUGGUGUUCUAAAAUAGCUAAAAAUCAGUCUAAAGGAUUGACCAUAAAAGGAGAAAUAUCAGUGUAAGACAGUCACUACGGUUUUCUAAAACCUGAUUAUGCAAUAAUAUUUUUCAUCAACUUACCGGGUAAUUACAAAUUUGAAUCAAAUGCGACAAAAAUGAAAUAGUUUGAAGUAAAUCAGUUGUAAUAGUAAAUGUGAGUUUAAAACAGACCUAAAGAAGUUAUUUUUUCCCAAACUAGCAAUUUUCACAUUUUCCAUACAUGUUACAGAAGUGAGUAUGGUGAUUGUGCCACUCAUCAUUAUAUCUUUCCUUAGGAUUGGAAGGUGACAUCACAUUUCUAAAAUUUUAACCUCUUUGACUUUCCAAUUUUGUGUAUUGCACUUUUGUUAGCAGUUUUAUCUGGCACUCAUUAUUUCUUGGCAGUAAUGUGCAAAGGAUAUUUGUGAAGACUGCACUGUAGUAUUUUAAUUUUAAAUGCAUCUGUUUUCUUUUUCAGCCUUUUUCCAGAGCCAUCAACUCCUUCAAAAGUAGUGGUAAAUUCCUACAUUUAGUUGUUUUAGUCAUUCAAAUGUGAAUUAUUCAGACAGUUCUUAUGUUACACAGAGUCCACACAAUGUUAAGUGCAGAUGACUUCUUCCAUUUUUCAAUUUCUAAUUGCAAUUUUUUUUUUCACAAAUCCGUCAUUUUAAGUUAUGAUGCAAAGGUUGUUACAGUAUAAUGUAACCAACAGAAAAAUGCUACAAUUCCACAAACUCAGCUACUUUAUUAAAGAUUGAGUAAUGUUCUUAACAAGGAGCGACUUCUAAAAACUGUUAGAUACUUACUAUUAAUAAACUUAAUUAGGCACACCACAUAUAUUGUAGCUCACCACUGACACAAUCUCACUGCUAUCUCCAAAGUUCCUUGAAAUGAGUAAUCUUCUGUAGUAACUCUCUCAUGCUAUAGCUUUCAAAACAGUUGUUGUUCUGACAACAACUACUCCUACUUGUACAUAAGUGAGUCUUUGCAUAUAUUCACAAAGUUUUCUGGAACAUUCCAGAAGCUUACAUAAGAACUAUUUUAGUAGUAUCACAUAAUAAGUGUGUGACCUGGUGAAGUAUUCUGGUAAGUUCUAUGGUAUGCAAGUCAGCAUGACUCCGCAGUCUGGAAAUUUCUUGAAGCGUCUCUUUAGAACAAUUACUCGUAAGAAGGUUCCUGAAACAACAAAAGUAAUGGAUAGCAACCAAAAAAUGGAAAGAGCAGAAACGUUGCUCUCACCAUAGUUUCAUAUCUGACAAUAAGCAAGAAAGUGCAUUGAAAUAUGGCGUCUGAAAGUAACAGUUGGACAUAUAAAGAAUAACUAAAGGAAUAAAUACAUGUAUUUAUUUAUUACACAGGAUGAUCUACUGGCCACAUCAUCAUUAUGGCAAAUUAAGCUUGAUUUGAGUUACCUUUCAAUUUUGACAUUGUUGUCUAAAAGUGACACAGUCUGUUUUUUUCCCCUAGAUGGAAGAUGAUUUGGCUGAUCUUAUGCUGGAAAUAGGAUAUUCAAGCUGUGCAAGGUAAGGCAAUAUAUAAUAAAUACUUGACUGUUGAGACUUACAAACUUUUGAGCCUCAGCAAAUGCAUUCUGCCCAACACAGUACUUCAUUGGAAUCCAAUCAUCUCUAUUAGACCUUUGUCUGGGAAGCCAUGGACAUCUAUAAGUUCUUGGAUCAGUUAAAUGACUCAACAAAAUGCAUUUUUCGCAGUACAUUGCUAAUGAGAUGUUACCUCACAUGUUAAAGUGAUUUCUCUGGAACUCUAUGAAUGGAUGCACCUUUUAGCCAAAUUUUGUUGUGAUAAUCUAUUGGUACACUCUAUUGUAUGUUGUAAUUUGGUCAGCCAUUCAGUUGAUGCGGGGUUUAAGAUAUGGUUUCAGUGCAGAGGAAAGAUCAAAAGGAUUUGUGCUUGUUGUACCACUGCCUAGUCAUUGGGUAUAAGUGGAAAAUAUGUUUCAGGAGUUUUUUCCCAUGCAUAUCCAUAGCUUUUAUUUAAUCUUUCUAGUGUUGAAGACUGUCAAGAUACCUUGACUAACUUUGGUGUUCAAGACAUCACACCAGCAUCAGUAGCCAGAGUACUUGGUAAGUAUCCAUCUUAGAGACUAUUGCUUUUUUGUUACCUUUAGUUGUUUAUUUUCUCUAGCUUAAAUAAUAUUGUGCUUUGUUCCAGGAGAGAAGUUCUGUUGAUGAAAGAAAAAACAAUUUAUAAUUAUCUAGAAAGUCAAGCACUAAAACAAAAUGUUGAAUUUUGCAUGGAAGUGUUUAUUUUUGCUUCAGGGAUGAUGGUCAAAACAGUGUUUGGUCUUGGUGAACAUGUUAUUGUACAGGUAUGAAUGAGUCAUUUUUAAUGUUGUUAAAGUUUGUGUAAUAAACCACACAAGCUCUGCUGUUUGGUUUGGGUCUUUAUGAGUGUGAUGAUUUUGUACAUACAUGUCACAGUCUGUAUAUUAUUCCUUGUCAAUGUUAACACUCUGUCUUAUUACAGAAUUAUGGAAAUAGUUCAGUUUCAUUAGACAAAUUGGGACUCAGUGAACUUACCCCAGGUCCUGCUACAUGGAAUGUGGAAGUUUUUGUUCAAGCAUUGAGGGAAGUGGUGAGUAAAUGGACAAAAAUCAAGGACAUUUUGAAGUGUGGAACAAGGCUCUGAGCAUAACUUUCUUUUUAAUUGCCUAUUGCCAUCUGAAAUCAUUAAAUGUUUGUCAGAAAGGAAAUAUUAUGUUGAAGCAAUGAGAGAUCAGAAUUGUGAGAAAAUGAAAUUCUGGCAAUGACUGCAAUAUGUUUCACUGAGUUUUGUUGUUUUCAAUUUGCUAGAUUCCAUUAUUCAACUGGCGCCAAGUGAUUCAAGAGUUAGAUUAUCCUGAGUUUGUUGUUCCGAGUCGGGAAGGGCUUCAGCUAUUGUUAACUGCUUGUCACAGGGGACUGAUGGAGAUAUUUCCAGUGGAUGUUCUCUACAGAACCUGGACCAACACAGAAGGCCAGGUUAGCUCAUACUUCUGUAUCUUAUUCUUCUAGUGUUUUAUCAACCAGAAUCUAAUCAGGGUUCUUUUUGUGCUUUUAGCUUUCCUGGAUCCAACAGAUCCUUGCCAGUCCAGAUCUGUUCUGUUUUGCUGACUAUCCAUGUCACACAGUAGUAAUAGACCUACUUAAGACAGCCCCUGAGGAUGAUAAUAGAGAGAUUGCAACAUGGUAACUAUGGCACUAUUGAGAUGUCCAAAGGUCAUUUAUUGCUUAUUCUGGAAUGGCAAUGUUCUAAAACUAGCCUAAGGUCUUUUUUUUAACUGUAAUAAUAUUGAUUUAGAGCAGAGGAAAUAUUUAAAGGAGUGAAUUGGAACUCAAUGUGAAAAUACUCAAAUGCUAAAGCCUGUCAAAACAGACUGUAAGUGACAAAGCCACAAUAAUUUCAGCUUUGGUGUUCAUUUCCAAGAAAAGGCAAAUUUAUCAAUUACUUUAGGUGCCUGAGAGUUGUGGAUUAAUCCAGUUUUCAUAAAAAAUAAUUUAAAAAAUAACUAUAUUUUAGCAUGCAUUUUAGCUCAACAGUUUUCCUUUUACAUGGCACUUUUGUUUUGUUUGUGGUCAUUAGUGCUCCAAGUAUAUGUACCAAAUUAGGUCUUCAUUUCCCCUGUAUCACUUAUGAUUUUGCUGAUACCUUACUGACUUAAGCAUAAUUCUCUUAAAACUUCAUGAUAUCAUUUUUGUAUUUUUCUUGCAGGAAAUCUCUCAAUCUGUCAGAAACCUUGUUAAGACUAGCAGAGGCUGGUCACUACGACACAGUAAAAUCUUUGUUUAAUUUUCCUUUGAAGCACUGCCCAGAUGUUCUGCUGCUUGCCUUGCUGCAGAUAAAUGUAGGUUGAGAUUUGUUCAGUUUUAGCUAUUAUAGAAAUAAGUCAACAUUGUAUCAUUUUGGUUGCCAGCUGCUUUACAUGGUUAAAGACAAGUAGAUACCUUUACAAACCUUCAUAACAGUAUUUUGAGAUCUACUUUGGGUUGUUGAAAAUUGCUACCACUUGGAAAGAAAUCUUCACAUCUAUUAGUUUGCUGGGGUAGACAAACACCAAAACAAGAAUAAACCUCUGGGGGACAAUAAUGGUCUGGAAUGGAUAAAUUUAACAAGGAAAAGGAAAUGGAAAUGGUCAAGUUUUAAAAAUUUCUAAGAAGUGCAAACCUUCCAAGAUGCAACUUUUUACUACCAGCUCCUAGUUGGUAGCCUGUAGUGCACCUGGAUGUGUCACUCAAUACCUUAGGCAAAAACAGUAACGUGCAUGUAUGUAUGCAGGCUGUCUGUGGUGCAGACUUCUUGAUGAAGGCUGCUCCCAUGUUUAGUAAAUCCUGGCAACCCAGCCAUGAGAAGAGAUGAAAAACACUUUGAAAGCAUUGAAAAGGGAUUGGAAAGAGUAACAGUACCUGAUAAAUUAAGAUAGAACACAGUUUUACUUUAAUCUUUUGUAGAAAAAGGAAUCCUGACGCUUGACCUUGGUCAGUUGACUGUUAUCCAUUUAAAAUGUACAAAGACUUAUUGAUGUUGUUUUUUGCAGCCUCUAUGGCUUUCACUUCGCAAUGAGCUUGUGUCACAACUCAUCCCAGUGUUUUUGGCUAACCAUCCCAACUCUGGCAGUGUUUUGCAUUAUGUGUGGCAUGGUCAGGUAUGUGACAAUCAACAGACAGCCUUACAUAAUUUUCAAAGUUAAAUAUAGAUUAGAUUGUUACUACAAUCAAAGUUUUCUUGAAGGACACUGGGAUAAUAUGCUGACAGUUCUACUAUUGGUUGCAUUCAUGAAAUCUGUUUUCUAAAGGUUAGUCUUUUCCAUAGGGCCAAUCAGCAUCAAUUCGCCAACUUGUGAUGCAAGCCAUGGCAGAAUGGUAUGUGAAAGGAGACAUGGAUCAAGGAAGGCUAUCCAGGAUCUUGGAUGUGGCUCAGGACCUUAAGGUCAGAAACAUUUUGUUCUGGCCACUGUAUCAGUAUGGCUCUCAUUUAUGUUUCUCACAGGCCCUAUGAGAGCUGUCCAGAGGCAUGUUUUGCUGCUUGGGCAAUGGCAUAUGGUAGAUUGUCCAACCAUUCAUUAUAAAAUCUAAAAAAAAAAUAAAUGAAUGUGCUUACAGUUUCUUACUUUUUUCUUGCAUUAAUGGCAGAAUGAUUUGUUGAUUUUCUUUCAGGCCCUGUCCAUGCUUCUGAAUGGAUCUCCAUUUGUGUUUGUAAUUGACCUUGCUGCUCUGGCAUCACGCCGAGAAUACCUUAAGUUGGAUAAGUGGCUAAAAGACAAACUUAAAGAGCAUAAGGUGAUGGAAAAUUUCUUACUGUAAUGUGAAAUUUCAAGACAGGUGUACUUUUAAAUGAUAUUGUGUGAUUGUUAGGGCUAGAGAAGCCCUGAAAAUGUUUGUUUUGUUGAUUGUUGUUCUGUAGUGCAAUUUGUUUUGAACGCUAAAUUGGCCACUGUAAAGAGUUUCUAAAGCUGACAUGGGGAUAAUGCUCCAAAUAUCAGCUUCAGAAACUCUUUAUGGUGGCCAAUUACAUUAUCAAUUCACUUGAUAAAAUUAAAUUUAUCUCUUCUUGUAGAAACCUUACUCAGAUAGUCACACUACAGAAUCAAGUUUUACUCCUUCCCUUGGACCAUUCACUGAUCAAUAUUUUUGCUAGAUUGUGUUGUAACCUCAUUAUUUUGUGGAUCAUUUCAGGAGGAAUUUGCUCAAUCAUGUAUUGUUUUCUUGAGACGUCGCUGUCCCUCUUUGCUCGGGGUUACUAUUGACAAAGAACUUCCAAAGAGUGCUCAGCUUCCUCAGGAGACAGUGGUUACCAUGCUUUCAUGCCUCCAGGCAUUUUUAAGGUCAGUGUUUGAAAGCACACUGUCAUUCGUCUCUGAGAACAUAUGGUGAGGGUUAUAUUGUACAGGAAAUGAUACGUUCUUUGUUAAGGUCACCAAGGCUAAAUGGAAAUUGCUUGAAUUUUAUAGUCAAGCACCUCCAGAACUUGCAGAAACCAUCAGUCAGAUGUUGACUAACCAUGGUCCCCUGGUGAAGGCGCGACCUAGUGCUGCUGUGGUUGGAAUUCCAUUCAAGAGACAAGGAAGCUUGGAUGCAGGACUACCUCCAAACCUUUCUGGCCAGGUAGAAUGGAGACUUUGAAUAUCAAUCUCAUGCACGAUCCUUUUUCUAAUUAUUACUUAUUAUUUGUUUCUGUGUGUUUGUUUUUAGCUUGACCCUCUGACAGGGCUCAACAUCCCUCAGUCACCUCUCCCUACAACCCCAGCCACACCCACUACCCAGUUACCAUCAUUCCCACCCCACCCCCUCACUGGUUCUGUACUCGGACCCACAAGCAGCCUUGGAGCUGUUGGUAGCAUGAGCACAGGUCUGCCCCAGGCUGUACAAAAGCCACAGUCUCAGCUUGGACAGCUUCCUCUUACAACACCAGCAACAUCAAGCUCAGGGCUACAGUCCCCAAGUUUCAGCUCUUCGCAGAAUCCCCUGUUGUCGCAGCUUCAUCAAGCAGGUGGGCUAGGACAGUCUAUUGGUGGAUCAGCACUGGAUGCCAGGCUCUUAGUAGGCCUUGGAAUCCAGAAACAGCUUGGGGGCUCUUUACUACAGCAACAACAACAGCAACAGCAAAGUGCUCUCCUCUCUCAGUCAAGAAAUCAGGCAGAUAAAUUACGACAAGGUGAGAGUGAGUGCAUUGAGCAGCCUCAAAUUUUUGUCACUAUGAGUGUGCAUCAAGCACCACUUACGGCUUGGACUCCUCCCUUGUCACUCAGUGUUGUCGAGGGAAUAGCCUGAAAUCAAGAAAAUGUUGUUUUUGUGGUUAAAAAAAGUUCAACCUUCUCACAUUUCCUCUUUUUGUGAUUGUCAGCUGCUUCCACAGCAGAUGUUGCUCAAGUGUGGCCAGGUAUGGAUCAGUCCUUCACAAAAGAAGUAGAGGAUGAGGCGAACUCGUACUUUCAGAGAAUUUACAAUCAUCCCCCGAAUCCUACCAUCAGCAUUGAUGAGGUGCUCGAAAUGCUGAAGAAAUUCAAAGAUUCACCUGUCAAGAAAGAGAGGGUGAGUACCGUUAUUCCCGGAACAAUUUGGGUGACAGUCAAAUUUUUAUAUAUAUAGCAAGGUUUUGUCUAGUAAAUUUAAAUAAAAUCAAUAACGAUCACUUUUUUUCUGUUCUCUUUUUAGGAUAUUUUUCUCUGCAUGCUUCGCAAUUUGUUUGAAGAGUACAGAUUCUUUCCUCAGUAUCCAGACAAAGAGCUUCACACAACUGCUUGCUUGUUUGGUGGAAUAAUUGAGCAGGGACUUGUAACGUAAGUCAAUAGUAGUAGCCAUCUUAUUUUUUUUCAGGUUCAAAUUACUGUAGCUGAUAUUAUGGUCGAUGAUUAAUCGAAUAAAUCUGUAGGUUUGAAUAUGGAAAGUAUAACGUCCAUAUCUUUCAGGUACAUGGCCCUUGGAAUUGCUUUGCGUUAUGUCCUGGAGGCCUUGAGGAAACCGUUUGGCUCAAAAAUGUACAUGUUUGGAAUAGCUGGGCUCGAUAGAUUCAAGACAAGGUAUAUUAUUCUAGAUGCUUUUAAUCUUAGUAGUGGUUAGGAAAAGUACACUCUGGAAACUGUUUAGUGUUUUUUAUCUGCUUUCAAAGAGUGUAUGUUAAAAUUAACCACUGAACACGGUGAAUGAAAUUCCAAAAAGCGACAAAACACAAAUUUUGUUUUACCUGUCAAAAUGUCCAAUUUCGGACGUCGUCAUAUUGAAAGCAACUCAGUGAUUGUAUAGACUUCAACCAAGAUGGCGGCUCACAUCUUACUUUUCUGGUUUCGCUUUGGUUAUCGCAAAUGUCAUAAGGAUGUCUGAAAACGUAGAAUUACAAUCUAAGAGUGUUUCUUUCCCUUUUCUUACUUUGUUAUUAGUGGAGGGGAAAAUUGAAAUAAAUAUUUGGAGCUGAUCUUUCCCUUAACAUAAUUCUUGUGAAGUGUUGUAGAGGCGAUAAUGAAGGUUCUUUGUUUUCAAACAGGCUCAAAGACUACCCGCACUACUGCCAGCAUCUUGCAUCAAUCCCGCAUUUUAUGGAAUUCCCGCCCACGUUAAUAGAGUACAUUGAGUAUGGACAGCAAUCUAGAGAGCCACCAUUGGGGAGCAGAAAUGUACAAGUAAGUGGCAGCAACAUAAAAUAAAAUAUUCUAUAUGUUUUAGCGCUUUGCUUUUUGUCUACCCUGACUAAAUCCUAAUGUUGAGGUGCACGUCAAGUCUUGUGUGAAAAGUUAUUAUGGAAUUUCGAUUCUUGGAACCUCCUGGGAAAAUUUGGUGUGAAACAACUUUUUUUUAGUGGAUAAGGGCUGAAAUAUUGUGAGUUUCGAGGGAGAGAGAAAAAGAACCUGCGAAUUCUGGAUUGUGCCUAAUGUGUUAACCAACUUCUUUGUUCAAAGUUGAUUUCACUUUUUCUCAAACUUCUAGGUAAGUUUUGAUGAGAAAAAUAUUUCAAUGUGUCUCUAGACAGAAGUUUCAUAUAUUCAAAUUUUUCUUUUCAAGAGCUAAGUCUCUCUUUGAGUGUAUGCAGUAGUUCGGUAUUGUAUCAAUAUUAUACGAUUCAAGUGCAUAAAACUCGCACCGCACUUUUGCGCUUAUGUUCGUAACGUGGACAAAUUCGCUGUCGCACCACCCUGUAAUACUGCAAUUUAUGGAGUUUUUAUCAUUCAAGUUUUCAAAAUAACGCCUAAAUUGGUCUUCAUUUAGCUGAAUAAAGGGGUAAGUUUCUAAGGAAACUGUGGUGCUGCGUCGGUGGUAGAGUAUAACAGGGUAAUUUAGUAUUAUCAACUGAGUUGAUAACGUAAAUUGGCCUUCAUUAAGAGUCUAAAAGCUGACGUUUCGAGCGUUAACCCUUCAUGAGACCCAUUUAACUGCUCUUACGAAGAGCUAACGCUCAAAACGUCAGCUUUUAAACUCUUUACGGAGGCCAAUUUACGCGAUCAACUAAGUUGAUAAUACCAAAUUACUUCAUUUAGCUGACCUUGUUUCCUCUUGAUCCGAGAAUCCUUAUUUGGACCUUAACGUUGUUUCUUUUAAUCUCCCAAGGACCCUUUGGCGUCAAGAUUGCUCAACCGAGCUACUCCAACUCUGACCAGUGUAUCAGGUACCUCGACCUUCACCAGCACAGCAGUCAGCAGACCGGUUCCCCUUGGUCCUUCCAUUCCCUCCAUCCCGUUAGGUUCAGGACCAGUGCCAUCAUUACCUCUGGUCCCCUCUGUCUCUUCAACGAACACUGCUGUAUCGUCGCCUUCUAAACCAGUGACAACAUCAUGUAUGGCUUCUGUCAUCCCGAUAUAGAGUCCCGAGCUCAACUUUUAUCAAAUCCAAACUUGGUUAACCUAAAAUCGUGAAAUGUCCGCCAGAUGUAAAAUUUUAGUCGCCAUCGUUUAUGACAUUGAAUGCGAUUGCUUAUCUUAUUAUGAGGUUUAACCCGUAAACGCACACACGCUGGUCUGAUUAUCACUUUUCUUCAUCUGGAUUGAGAGUUUUUUCUCCUUUCAUUUUCCAAAAAGGAAGUUGUUUCUUGAGUCAAAGAGGGCAAAUUUUACAUAACAGUUUGCUUGAUCCGACGGAAAAUGUCUAUCUGCCAUGAAACGAAAUAACCGUUGUGAUAUUCCAUUUUCACAUACCAGUCAUGCGUGACAUUAUGCAUAUAACAGAGUAAAAUGCCCGAAUACUGAAUGACUUUAACAAGCAGAUUGUUGCCACAAUAAGCAGGAUACGUGCCAAAUCCACGUAUGGAUAAGGGAGGGGUAGAUACUGAUUUGAAUCGGUUUAAAAAAACCUUAUUGGAUGAACUAACAGGCUGUUUAGCUGCACAUUAGUAUGUUUUUCAUCAUCCUCAUCGUUUCAGUAGAGUACAACAGUUCUUUUAUUAAUCCUUUGACCCCUAAGAGUGACCAGCAUCUAAUUUCUCCUUACAAUAUCACCUCUGAAUCAAAAUCAAAGUCACGAGAAUAAUGGAAAUGAUCAUCGACUAAAGAGGCUCUUGAUUUUGAAAUUAACUCUCAUUGUGAGUACCUCGGAAAAUGUAUGGAGAACAGAGUGGAGAAUAUUUCUAUUGAUUUCAAGGUGUUAAGGGUUAAAAACAGGGACGACGGCAAUCAAUAACGUUACUGAUUCAUGGAUUUAUUUGAUUUUAGCUGCAUCUCCCGUUCGAGGCAAGGAACCAUCCAUUGCCACUGCAAACAAUAUUGAUACCUUACUGGGUGCUACGGAAUCGAGUGAAAUAGUUCAACCACCAGAAAAUAUUCAAGAUAAAGUACAUUUUAUCUUCAACAAUAUCUCCCAAGCCACUCUGUCACAGAAGGUUAGUGUGAUGAUUUUCCUUGUUAUUCGGUAUAAAUUAGUUCUAAUAAAUUUCACAGACUUCACAGUCACUCUGAAAAAUUUUAUCACCUAAAGAUGGCUUUAAAAAAAUAGAUUAUUGAAUAAUGAAUAAAAGGACAUUUAGCUUGGUUUGUCUGUCACAUUCUUGGUGGAAACUGAUCGCUGCACUUAAAAGGUAAAGAUUUCCCAAAUCUUUCAAAACUGAAUGAAGUAGCUUGCACCGAGAAAGUCCAAACUAGCUUCAGCAAGUGAUCUGUGGCGAAUAUAGAGCAGUUUUCAAUUGACUGUGCAAAGUAAUCCUGGAUUAUAUAGGAUUUGCUUUACUUUUUUUCUAUCAUUGGUCCUGAAAACUUCCGCCACUCUCUCAACCAAUCAGAGACACCAGAGACAUGCGCUUCAGGCUUAAGGUUUUUACUUUGUGUACUCAUUGGCUCUUAAAGUUAUUUUUCUUCUUUCUGAGAGGCCUUUUUUAGACACUUUGCUUUUGAUUAUACAACACUCAAUCGUAAACACCCUGAUACACAGAAUGGCAUUAACUGCUCGUGCAUUUCGUUGUUAUUGUUCCUCAAGAUGUUUUGAAAGUUUACGUUAUUUGAAAACUUCUGACAUAUAUCACGAAAGGUAUACACGUUCACGCGAUUUCUUAUCUCUACGGGUCUUCGUUUGAUUUACUUUCGCGUGUAUUUCCUUCCAAGGCUGAAGAAAUGAAAAAUCUUGUCCAGAAUGAGUACACUUUGUGGGUAUCACAAUACUUGGUGAUGAAGAGAGCCAGCAUUGAACCUAAUUUCCAUCAGCUUUACUUGGAGUUUAUGGAAUCACUCGACAUUACAAACUUUUCCAAGGAAGUGCUUAAGGAAACAUACAGAAACAUCAAGGUGUGUAGCUAUGAAAUCAUAGACUGUUUGACUCUUCAAGUUCUAUCGCAUCCUUACAUCAGUAUGCAUAUUCCCCUUACUGUUUUCCAUACAAUUCUUAAGGUACUGAUUACGAGAAUUCGUUUAUUUAGGAUUUUUUUUUUAGGUGGCGAUUAUUUCCUUUAUUCUCAAUACGUAAAUGUGGGAUUCAGGAGUAAUGGUGUAGGGAGAAGUUAAGAUACUAGUCACUCUAAGGGGUUCACGGGUUAACGGUUGAUUGCUUUUUGCGUGAACCUAGCGCACAAAGUAUUUCGUUUAGAAAGUAAUUUUGUAAGCGAGAUCUUUUUAUUGAACUUUAAAAUGUGUAAGAAAUGGUUUAAUACAGUUGUGAUUGUGAUUUCACAACCAAGCGUACAUCUAACUCGGAACAAGGGAUAAAAAUAAACUUUCGAGUUAACUUAUUUUGAGACUUGCUGAACAACUGCUUAGUAAAGCUACAGCAAUUUAUCAGGCAUUUGUCGUUGAAAAUACAACAACUAGAAGCCAUGAUAACUCACUAGGUAUUGGCCAACAUAAGUAGCUAUCUGCAGGAUUGUAUAUCCAGGAGAUUUAUUUCCCCAACUCUUUUGACUACUAGAGGUGGCCAAAAAGAUUUUUCGGUCAACCGUAUAAAUGCGUUUCAAGAAAGAAGGUAUUAUGACGGUUUAGAAAAAUCUCACUGGGGGAUUAAUUUCUGAUUUAACACCGAAUUCUCUGAACUGAAAUUACGUGAAAUGUACAGCAGACAGUGCAGAAAAAUGUUACUUAGAUCCUUAAAGUGAAAAUGUUAAGGUAACAGACGCUGAAGGUUUAAGUGUUACGACCCGUUUUGUUAAUACUUAUACUAUUUACGCAAACUUCUUUAGGUGCUUCUACAGUCCGACAAAGUCCCGGCAAACUUCUCUGACCGAUCGUUGCUAAAGAACCUCGGCCACUGGUUGGGACUCCAGACCUUGGCCAGAAACAAACCUAUACUAAUGAAGGUACUGUUCAAGUGAUAGCUUGACUCUACAGUUGUUGUUGACUUUAUCUGGUGAAAUUCGGUCGAAAUCUUUUGUAUUUCUUUUGUCUGUGGUGGCUAUCUAAAAUAUGAAGAAUAAAAACUUAAAAAAGUAUGUGGUGAUUGGUUAACGUUCGUGUGUCAACGUUCGUGUUGUCCUGAAAAGGAUUCCUCUCAGGGUGAGUGGCAGAUGUGUCAGCAACCUGAGAGGACGUCAUUAUCGGAGUAAAGUGGUAAAGUUUAUUAAAAAGCAUUUAUUACACUUAUUUGCCACCUAUUUGCACAUGAGGUCAUAGGGUUUUAAGGGCUAAAACCGUCAUUUUGAUCGUUUUGUUUUUGUCAGGAUCUUGAUGUAAAGUCGUUGAUUAUCGAAGCGUACUUUAAAGGACAGCAGGUAUGCCGAUUGGAGAAUUAUUUUGUAUUAUUUUUUUUGAAAUGUGAGGUAAUUUUUUCCGCGGAAGUGCUGCUAAAUAACCUACGUAAUGAAACGUAAGUAUUUAAUUCUUACUCUGGGUAGCACACUUUGAGUCCAGAUAAAUGAACGUAAGACACCUGGAUUAUAUCAUUGGGAAUGAGACAAGACUAUUGGUUUUGGAGCCAUGCGGCAAUUCGUCUUGACAGGGCGUGAAAUUGCGCCUAAUACAGGCGCCAAUGCGACUAAAUUUUUUACUUUGGCGACCAAAUCCUGAAAAUUAGUCGCCAAAUUGGCGACUAGAAUAUUUCAUCAUAACCCUUUCCUAGAGAUAUAGUAAAUUAAAAAGAUUUGCAAAGAUAAAUCCGCGGCAAACUUCCUCAUUAAGUUUGUUUCCAAAACGCAGCACAUGCAUCUCGAUCAAUAACUAGAUUUAGGAUGGAUUUAGGUAGUUUGAACGUUGCAUAUCAUGCAUUCUAUUGUCCACUUUGUAGCACGUUAAAGAUCUUUUCCCUAACUUAAUUUCUAGAACGAUGACAGCGUAAAAAAAGGGUUUGUUUGUCUUUGAAAAUGGCGACCAACUUUUUUUGAUUGGCUACCACUUUGGAGAAUUUAGGAGCCAAGUGGCUAUCAGAAAAAAAAAAGUAAUUUCCAGCCCUGUGGUACUGGAGUUAGUGUUGACCCGUUCAUUGUUAUUUUGCCCUCAAGAAUCAAGUAACGGAGAGUAACCGCUGGUCAAAAUGUGAAUCAGUGCUUACCAGGUUUUGUUUGUUUGCUUACUCCAUAAAAGGAAAUGCUCUAUGUUGUUCCAUUUGUGGCGAAAAUCAUAGAAUCCUCAGCCAAGAGUAGAGUGUUUAGGCCGCCCAACCCGUGGGUGAUGGCCAUCAUGUCAGUGUUGGUUGAGCUGCAUCAAGUACCUGACUUGAAGGUGAGUAAUUAUAGGAGUUAGAGACGGACGGACGGACGUUCUGGACAGAGGCCGCAUACGGUUCAGUCGUGGAUUAAGAGUAUUUUUCGCUGGAGCAGGGAGCCGAUCUCUUGUCCGUAGUGUUGGUUUUUAAAGUUGAUAAAAAUCGCAAUAUUUUAGAGCAGCUGCACGGACCUUUCAGAAGUCGCUCGUUUUUCAAAACUGCCCUUUUAACGCUCUUUAAUAUCUUUGGUAUAAAUUAUUCUCUUUCCGUGGUCCUUCCGUGUUUUUUGCUCUCCUUCUUUCGUCUUCCUCAUUUCCCCCUCAUUUCCUCUCAUUCCUUCUUUAUCCGCCUUCCUUCUCCUCCUCCUUGCCAAAUCUUCUCGCCUCCUCUCUCUCAUUUACAACCCUUCUCUCCAUAUAUUCAAACCUUUUGUCCUUAAUAAUGCACAUGAUAUAUUCAUGAAGUAUUGUACCAUUCUUUGCUUUCGUAAACUUUUCUCUUUUUCCCUUAUUGUAGCUGAAUCUUAAAUUUGAAGUAGAAGUCCUUUGCAACACGCUAUCCAUUGAGAUGAAGGUAAGACAUGUCUCAGUGAACCCUUACCAUGUCCAAGGAACAAGUGUCAUCGUAGCUGUUAUAUUAAUGUUCCCCAAUUUUGUCUCCCGCAUUGCUCAACCAGGUGCACAAGAAUGUUUGUACCUUAACGCCUCACCAGCCGAGCCGUAAGGUCACUUAUUUAAUUUAAAAAUAUGUACAGAUAUGAACCGAGUUAAAAGAAAGAUUAAAUGCACCAAAGCCGAGCCGCCAAGAUGUCAUCCGUGGGGUUGAAGGGUUGAAGGGUAGCCCUUUGUUUAUACCAAUGAAUAGACGUCACUGUACGGAGGCUAUAUUCGCUAGGAAACCGAAAACCACAUGAUGAUAUCAAACGAGAAUUUAUCGUUACCGUGACACGGCAAAGGCUGACCUUGAGCUCCAAAUUACGAACCUUAAGCUCGUAACAUUCUGUGCGCCUGUGGCUCUUCCUCAGAUCUCUGAUACGUGCCGGGCGUCAUGGUCAUUUAUGAUAAUCACAGUGCUACUUAGGUAACGAACGAAGUUUUGGACUUAAAAUGAAGUAGUAGUCUGUGAACAAUUCUUUAUCAGAUGUUUCAUCUUUUUGUCGUUAUUAAGUUUUUUUUUUUUUUCAAGGAAAUUAAAGCUUCAGAGCUGCUCAAGGAUCCUGAAAAACUGAAGCACAUCCCUCACCAGUUGUCUUCUCCAGAGAAAGACAAACAGAGUAAGUGCUUAAAUUAUAUACAACUUCUCAUCAUUCAUGAAUUUCUUUUGAUUCUAAGUGCAACAUGUUGGAAUUAUUUCAACACUUUGACAGUCCUUCGAUUAUUCUUUGCCAAGAGGCUUUUAAGAGUAGAAUACUGUCCUAAUUUUCGCAUUUUAAGCGAAGAAACGCGAAUAUGAAAAAUGAAUCUGCCCUCAUCUAAAGCGUUAACGACGGAUGUGCUUUUUUUUUAACCUGCAAUAUACCCUUAGGCUUGGCUGCGCGCAAUUUUUGUUUGUUUUUAAUUACUCAUUCCACAAUGCGCUGCUAGUUUGUUGUUUUAUUGUUUCCUCGGGUUUAGCGAAAAUUACACUGCAUCUACAUCUAGAAGAGUUCACACUAACCAUAUUUUUCCAGCUGAAGUAAUGAUUGUUUCGUUGUAUUUCAUCCUUGUCUCCAAUUAGCUGCGGCUAGUAGCAGUUCUACGCCUACCCCCACAGGUUCAUCUCAACAAGGACAGCCUCCUGUGGCACCUCCACCCCCUCAGUAUUCAUAUCAGGAGAUUAAUGUAGCCUCACUCGCAGGGCUGGCACCACACAUUCAGGUUAACACGCAGGUAUGUCAUCGUCCAAGAUGUGAGAGCUAAAAUCCGCAGAUUUGAAAUCUUCCCUUACUUACAGUACUUCAAUGUCAUCAUAAAGGUCUAAGGCCUUGAUAAGAGUGCUGAAGAAGAGUAUAAUAGUCAUAUUUAGCGUGUUACGAACUGUCUGGAACAAAAAGGAUGCUACUGGCUUAGCAUUGAGAACUUUUGGGUUGAUUUCAGAUGAUUAGAUUAAAAGAUUUCGGCAAAAUGUCUCGAUUUUCACAACCUGUGAUGUGUAGCAUGAGUGUAUUACAAGAAGAUUUGUGGAUGUUUAAUCGCAUUGCCAUGAUUAUAAUAUUUAAACAAAGGAGCAAACGAACGAGAGCACGAACGAGCGGACCACUAUGUGUUUCUUAGCGUCAAUUUUUCUCUGCCACCAGAUCCCACUGUUCCAGCAGCACCCACAUCUUAAACAGUUUGUACGUCCAGCUAUUGAGAGAGCCGUGCAAGAGCUUGUUCAUCCAGUGGUGGAGAGAUCCAUUAAGAUUUGCCUUACCACAGCUGAGAUGAUAGUGAAGAAGGUGGGUUUCGGUGUGAAAUGGACGGUAUUGUUUGAGUUUUCGAUCCUGUUAUAGACUACGAGCAGUUCCCCUUUUCGGCGGAGUCUGUCGUGCGAGUCAAGAAAGAUCACUAAUUCGCCCCCCCCAUCACUCUUGGAGGGGCCCCCUGCGGCGCACCAACAUAAUUUUAUUAUUUCACGGUUUAUUUUUUCCGAUUCGCGCGAGGGACUUCGCCGAAAAGGAGGGAAUGCUCGUGAUCUAAUUCUUUAGCAGGUUUUUGCGUCGUCUUGGUAACCGGAUUGGAUUUUUUUCUCUCCAAAGGAUUUUGCCUUGGAUCCGGAAGAGUCCCGAAUGAGAGCCGCCGCCCAUCACAUGGUCCGCUUCAUGACAGCAGGCAUGGCUCUGAUCACGUGUAGGGAACCGCUCCUUAUUAGCAUCAAUAACAAUCUUAGAUCGAACUUCCAGGCUGCUCUGAGGGUGAGUAUGAUAAUUAAAUCGAGCAAAAUCACGCGGAGCGAUUAGAUCCUUUGUAUAGACUACAUUCUGUUAGUUAUCAUCACUCAAAUUUCGAAAAUCCCUGGAGGAACACAGGGUUAGCAAAUCUUGUGCCUCAAAGUUUUCUUGUUUGUUUGUCUUUUUUAUCUAUAUAUCACUGAAAUAACCCUUAGGACGUCAAAAAAGCAUGGAAGCAAUACUUUAGAGCCAAAACCAUCAUCCCCAAAAGAAGACAUAAACUAGGGUUUAAUAAUCUGAAAGAGAUCUAUUUAGGAGAAAGGUCAAUUCAGGGGAGUCCAUUCCGGAGGGAAUACGUUGUGUAAAAUCUUGUAACAAAAUCUUUGACUUCAGGGUGCUAACCAGCAGCAAAAGGAAUUGAUUGAACAAGCUGCAUCUGUCAUCAGUGAGGAGAACACAGAACUGGCGUGUGCAUUCAUUCAGAAGACAGCGGUAGAGAAAGCUUUACCUGAGAUGGACAAACGUCUCACUACAGUAAGGAGUGUGGUUGUAGACUCUGAUUUCUAAUAUGUACUGUACAAUACGCUCUGUAGAACGCACUUCGAUUGAGCCUCGAUAAAAACAAAACUGAGGCAAUCGAAUGGGGUCAGAGAUUACAAAGACGAACAUUACAAGGAACCAAUGAGAAUUAAAAUGGAUUGUAGUAAACUGCUUAAAGGUUUAAAAAUAUGCGUGACUAAGCACCGGAUUCGCUUUGGUUUUGUGUCUGAUUGAUUGAUAUAAGGGCGGUUUUUCUGUUGACCACCAAGUUGUUUUACAUGGAUUAAUGUGUUUUGCAGGAGUUUGACGUUCGUCGCCAUGCUCGUAGUGAGGGACGGCGGUACUGUGAUCCAGUGGUUUUAACAUAUCAGGCAGAGCGCAUGCCUGAACAGAUUCGACUGAAGGUAAGCGUAAUUGGAUAGUGCUGUCUGUAAUCCUCGUUUCAAGCCUCCAAACCAAUUUGAGUUCACAAAGCAGAUUAAUACCUUGUGUAUGAAAUGAAAUUGGAAUAUGAGUUACCGACUGAUUAAGCCGAAUAUCUCGGAUAAAUCUCGAUACAAUUUUCAUCCAAAGAGUUAAAAUGCACGCGACACCUUCUUGUAACUUGUGGAUGCUUAUCCGUGUCAGGUUGGUGGAGUAAACGCCAGUCAAACAGCUGUGUAUGAAGAGUUUGCACGAAGUAUUCCUGGAUUCCAACCUCCAGCUGCAGGCGAAGCCAUCUCCACUCCACCUCUGCCGAAACCUGUCCAGUACGAACAUGGAAUACUCGGCAAUGCUGAGGUGGGUUGGAAAAUUUUUUUGGAUUCAGAGAUUUUAAUUGUUUCAAGUAAAGAUGGUUUCAAAGUUGUGUGGAGCAAUUCUAGUACCUCAUUGUGGUUGAUAGUCAAGCAUGGACGAUUGGGUAAUUGUUUUAGAAUUGAAGUGACAAGUUCAACUAAACUCGUCGCUGCUUAAACCGCAAGUUGUUCUGUGAAAGUAUUGAUUACUCCCAAACUCCGUUGUGGCAGGUUCUUUGCGCUCUUGGCGAGAGGAUUUUGAGGCGGUUGUUUUUUUACCAUCCUCAAGCGCUUUGGUAGCUAUUGACUGAAACGUCUCUCCCUGUAUUCUUGUCGUCCACCGAUUAUUUAUGCACUAUUGAUGAUUGCCUGAAAGGUGACUCAAGGCAGGCUGGGUUGCACAAAUUUGUUAGCCAUAUGAGGAUUACUUUAUCUGGCGGCUGGCUAGCCACAAUUUGGGGAGUUCUCUGGGCUCCCAACGGGGCAGCUUUUGUUACCAUCUGUUUCUGUCAAGUUUCAGGAGCAGUACACUUCACUUUUCCUAUGGAUGAAGAGGUUACUUAUGUAUAUGAGGCUAAUUGUUGUUAUUAAUUUUUUUGUCAUUUUUUUUUUCACCAGGCCUUUAUGCCUGAGGAGGUGGUACAGAUUCUCGGUAAGUGUGCAGCAGAAAUCGAACAACAUCUGCACGCCAUCAUCGCUCCGCCCACCAAUCAGCAUGUCGUCACUAUACACAGCCUGCUGGACGCUGUAGUGCAGGCGCGAAUUUCAAGAGACAACAUGACUGCUCUGAGGCUGUUACACAAGGUUUGUGGAGUCAAACAUCGUUUUAUGUGGUCAGAUUAGAUGCUGUCACUUUUAAUAACAGGACACACUUCAACAUGAUGUAAAUGACCACCUGGACAUACAGUGGAGGCUCGAGCUGCUUAUUGCUUUGCCCCACUUACCGGUAGUCCUACGACCUCUUUUGGGGUUGAAACUAUGCUAAGUGUACACAAAACCGGCUAAUUUUUCGUUUGCUUUGUGUUAGGCUGUAGAGGGUCUUCUUGAAGGAGUUGCGCCAUUAGCUACUGAUGCAGAGUUGUCUCUAAGAUAUCGUGAUUGUCACCUGAUAGUACUUAGAGGACUACAGGACCCCAGAGGAUAUGGACCCAUGUGGACCGCCCGUCACGUGACCAAGUUAGUAACAGGAACCGUUCAUAACGUUGUUUUUCCAUUCCACGUAAAAAGUGAUUUUUUCCAAUUUACACUACCUUUACUAUGAGGUGGUGUCUUCAAGUUGGUGUUUCAUGGGCAGAUAGGUUUUCAUACACGUAGACAACACUGUCAAGACAAGGAUAGUAGGGAAUGUUAGGAUAAAACACCAGUUUUCCUUUAGAACAAUCAAAUAAAUUUAUAGAUAUCAGUUAAGAGAUUUAGUAUUUAGAUAGGGUGGGAAAAGUUGGCUGAUUUAUUUAUUUAUUUAUUUAUUUGCCCUUAAAAACCUCGGGAUUGAAUACCAUGGCUUGACAUGGUGCCAUGAAAUCUAAUUUUGCUUUUUCUAAAAUUUUUUCCAGGUUCGUGUGUGAUUGUCCACCUGACUUGAAGUUUAAUGUAGACGCCAUUGACAUUUUGAUCCGUAGCCACUUGAUCAAUAUGAGAGAGUUUGAUCUUCAUCUUGUUCAGGUGUGUUAGCUAUGUGUGGUCAUCUACACAGAUCGAUUUCCACUUGAGUGUAUUUCGAUUAAGUACUGUGGUCCUAAAACUAAUUAUAUUGUGAGUGCCAAACGGAACAAGGAAAAGCUUAACAGAGCCGAUUAUAAUUCAUUGUAAAAACAAUCAAACUACCAGAAGUGCGAGAAAUCGCGAAUGACUUAGUUGCGGUUGGUUUUGGUUUCGCAUCUGAUUGGUGGAGAGUGUAGCUUGAGUAGUUUCAACCAAUCGCAGAGCAAAGAACACCCAUGCAAUCCCGGAUGACGUAUGACGCCCAAUUGAAUUGUUUUGUUAAAAUUUCAAGUUCAAUUUUGUGAUUAUUAUUUCCUUUUAUUUGACUUAACGGUUUUUGUUUGUUUGUUUCGUUUCUAGUGUAUUGACAAUGGUCACAAUCUGCAGGCACUUCACUUUGCUAUUCAGCUUGCUAAAUACGUUUCCGAUGAGAAGCACAGUCCACAUGUCACAGAGGUAAAGGCGGUUUUAAGUGCGAAGUAUCAAUACACAUUAACAAACAUUUAUGUCAUCUAAGUCGAUGUUUUAAGAUUUGAUGACGUGGGAAAAAACGGAAAAUGCGGCUGAGCAAGGAAUGUUAGGCUUUCGGUGUUAAAUAUCAUCUCUUACAAUAGCUAUAAUUUUAUGUGAUAUUUUUAUUGUCUCUUUUAAUUGUAGAAUGAUCUUUAUCACACAAUUGAAGCUCUAACGAGGAUAGCUCACAGCAGGCAGAAUAAUGAAGGGUACGUUUCUUAUUAUCUGUUGAAGGUCGCCUAUCAAAUUGUUUCACUCUAGAAGAAUCCGCUACAUCCUGCUAUACUCUCGACACUCGAAUCGAACUGUUCCCUAAUGCCUAAUAUUGUUAUUUUCUUUUCUUUAAACAAUCUUCCAGUUUGUCCUCUUUGUUGGAAGCCUCACACAAUGGCCCUCCUUCCCAGUCUGUCGGCGGAGGGCACCACGAAAUGGGUGACAACAAGGCACCUGGAGGGCCUACAUCUUUGACCUCUAGUGUGUCAUCUGGUGUGAGCUCCAAUUUCCAUGGUUACGAGGAUCCACCUGGUCUGCACGAAAAGGUAACAGAGUUAUUGUUAUAUAGCUGUGCUAGUGAUGAAUUGAAACCAGUGAGGACCAUGAUGAUGAAAUUAAUUUUGUUUCGUAUGAUUUUAUGAAGAUGACCACAGGAUUAAGUGUCGUUUUUUAUGUUCUCUUGGUGUUAUUAAGCCGUAUCUUGAUUUUCAGGUGGAGUACUUGUUACGAGAAUGGGUGCGGCUUUGCCACCAGCCCGGAGCAGGGAAGGAAAGUGAGAAGGCCUUCUCAACAUUCGUUGCCCUGGUCAGUCCUUUCGUCUUUGUUGUGUGAUUUGUUUUGUGGUCAAUGGAAAAUGGUAGACGUCAUUUGUUGUGAUUAAUAUUUUAUCGUAUUAAAAAGAGAAAUACCUUAAGUUAGUCCUGUCUCAAAACUACCAAAAUUAUUGAAUAGGUAGAGAAAAUAAAAUGAAAAUACCAGGAGAAUUCAGUGUCUAACAGCUGCUUCUGUAUUUAUUUAUUGUAGCUUCAUCAGCAAGGCAUUCUGAGAACUGAUGAUCUGAUCACAAGGUUUUUCCGGAUCAGUACUGAGUUGUGUGUGGAGGUGACAUACAGAGCUUUGGGAGAUCAUGUAAGCUCCUUAUUAUUUCCUUUCGUACCGAGCCAGAACUACAGGAAGCACUCCAACCAAUCACAACAAAGAUCAACACCGUAAAGAGUAAAUGAUCCCUAAUUGGCUAAAGAUUUUGCAUCUGAUAUGGUUGAGAGGUCGCUGCGAGUUCUCUAGAAAAAUUACAAAGCGCAGUAAAACAAAAUUAAUGCAAUCUGGAAAAUAUAUUGUUUUAAAGUGCGCGUGAAGAAGUUGUUUGCCCUCCGAACUUCGUGAGAUUGAACCUGCUCUUUGCCCCCUCUGCAUAGCAGUACCGUUCAAUAAGUGUCAAGGUUGUUCAGAAAUCUUUCAAAAGGCUGUUUUCUACCGAAACAGAAUCAUCCUGUCUUUCGGUGCAAUAACAUGACUAGCUUCUUUCAAUCCAAUGGUUACAGGUUUGAAAAGUGUAUCAUCCACAUUAGAGAAAAAACACUGUGCAGUGUCGUAUGAAACUCUAGUUUUCAGUAGCUUUGGGUUUAACAGUACCCCUAACUCGUUACUUUCCUUUCCCAAUUUCAGCCCAACAGCCCCACCGUGGCGAGGGCCAAGUGUCACAACACCCUGGAUGCUUACUGUCGUUUGAUAGCGCUCCUGGUGCGUCACUCAGGAGAUGCCUCCAACAAUGUGACCAAGAUUAACCUCCUCAGCAGAGUGAGUCACUGUUGCUUUAACAACUUGUAGUUCUCAGAUGAUUUUACUGUAGUCAUGAUCAAAUCUCGUAAUGAUGUGCCUAUCUUAAUAGGUCCUUGGCACAGUCGCUACGGUGUUAUUCCAAGAUCAUGAGAUUCGUCACACGGAGUUUCAACAGCUGCCUUAUCACAGAAUCUUUAUAAUGCUGCUUGUAGAGCUAAACCAACCCGAACCCAUCCUGGAAGCUAUAAAUUUCCAGGUCCUGCAAACUUUUAGGUAAGCAUUUUUUCACCUCUGAAAUGAAUGGCUUGAGUGAGUUAAAUCAUUUGUCCCGAAUCAUGAUUUAGAGUCUAUCAUCUAUUAAUCACGAUUAUUACUUCUAGGUGUGCAUGAGUACGGGACUUUUCUGCUAAAUUUCACGUUAAUAAUAAAAGUUUAUGUUGCUUAGUGAUCACUCUGUAGAUCUAAACAUCUAAGAAAUUGUUUAUAUUAGCACUGUGUUCCAUGCCCUCCGGCCAUCCCGUGCAUCAGGGUUCGCAUACGCCUGGCUUGAGCUCAUAUCGCAUCGCCUCCUGAUGUCCAAGCUGCUUCUAAACACACCGCAGCAGAAGGUAAGUUGGAUCAGAAAGUGAGUUUGAUUCAACGUGUUCAGAAAUCGUGCAUUACACAGCACGCUCUAGGCAAGAUGAGAGGCAAACAAAUCGUUGAAACUAAGUUAUCCAACAAGUUGUUUUGAGGUUCUGCAAUUCAUACCAUGUUUGGGCAGUGAUAUAUCAUUGGAUUAAUACUUUAUUUAACCCGAUGCUGAAUAAAAACCUGUUGUCGUGUUAUCAACAAUCUUCGUUUUACCAGAUUUUAAACUCGUAAGAAGAAAACGUAAGAGACACUUGAGUAACUAAGGUGAUGUUAACAUUGUCACCCUUUUCUCACCAUGAACCAUCUAUACGCGAUUUUUUGAUCGCGCUUGGGAAUGUGUAUUGAAAUUUUUGUUCGUUUAUUUGUUUCUAGGGCUGGGUUUUGUUUCAACAGCUGCUAAUCGAUCUUUUCAAGUUUUUGGCUCCAUUCCUGAGGAACGCUGAGUUAGCUAAACAGACUCACUUGCUUUAUAAGGUUGGCAGAGACAGCUGUAGAGCUUCGAUUUUGUGAAACUUUUUUGUUCUUUUUUUUUUUUCAAAAAAGUUUACUUUCAUGGAUGGUUUGUUACGGAAAACCUUAAUACUGAACAGUUUUAUAAGUUGAUCAUUUGAUCCCUUAGAGUGACUAGCAUCUUAAUUCUCCCUAUAAUAUCACCCUUUGUGUUAACAAAUUGGGAAAUGUAUAUAGAACAGUAUGGUGAAUAUGCAUACUUAUUAUCCAACUGUACAAAGCAGAGUACAAAUAACGCGCGAAUAGAGUGCAAAUAUCCAGUGAUAUUGCCGAAUAUAGCAGGAUAUUGGUUAUUUUGUACCGUAAAAGACCUGUUGAACUAGUCGGCUGCACGCGCUACGCUUCUCUAUCCGCUUUGCUUUUCUCGUCUUAUGAGAAAGACUUGGCAACAAAAAGCCGUUGGAUGAUAAAUAACUUAUUAGACGUUUUGGUGCGAAGUAUCGUUGAAUAUUUUUACCCGUUGAUUGUAAUUUGACACGCUCGUAGGCCCCACUGUCGUCUAAGACUUCGAAUUUAUCUUCCUACGUCCCCCAAAUAAAAAAUAGUGAAGCAGUAGUUAAAAUGGUUAAAAGUUUGGUUUAGGUAACGUUUCAGUUCAAAACAUACUUAUAUUUGGAUUUCCGCUCGAAUUAUCUGAGAAUUUUCGCCAAACAAAUGCAGUGUUUGCGGAAACAGUAUUCUUUAGAUCAAGGCGAUAAAAUCAGUUUCUUGUAAUGUUGAUUGAUUUCAGGUACAGUUUGUUUUAGGUAACGUGUCGUUGAUGUUCUCUGCAUUUUUAUUUUUAGGGUACACUACGCGUGUUGUUGGUCCUGCUUCAUGACUUCCCAGAGUUCCUAUGUGAUUACCACUUCAGUUUCUGUGACGUCAUCCCUCCCAACUGUAUUCAGAUGAGGAAUCUUAUCCUUAGUGCUUUCCCUCGGAACAUGAGACUCCCAGACCCCUUCACGCCAAAUUUGAAGGUAACGUCUCUAAUUUAAUUUGGAAAACUGGCGCAGAUUGGGUAUUAUCUUUAUAUGGCAGUUUUUUUUAUUUUGUUUUGUUUUGUUUCGUUUUUGCUUUCUAAUAGACCAGUGUGGAAAGGGUGCAUGGCUGUGUGUGUUAAGUAAAGCUACUAAAGCGGUCACGAGAUUUGCACGCACUGAAUGGAGGGCUUUUCGAUCGAGCGUCGUUAAACAAAAGCAAAGCAAUCAAUCAGCCAAUCAGGGCAUAAGAAAAUACUACAAGGAGCUUAUGAGAACUUGAAGGAAAUACUAGGGAACUGUGCUCUUCAGACAAAUCACAGAGCUUACUGAAAUAACACAUGUGAACUAGCGGAUUGCUUUCGAUUCCCAAUGAUAUCUCCAUUUUUCACAUUGUCUGAAAUUCUGGUUCACAGGCAAAAGUUCUUGUUAAUUCUUGCCCUCUGAUUAUACAGGUUGAUUUGCUGACUGACAUCGCUCAUUCGCCACGUAUCCUGACAAACUUUGCCUCUGCUAUCCAGCCUGCGAACUUCAAAAAGGUAAAAUAGACUGGGAAGUCUGCCUGAUCUAAUAUCCGACAGAACUUAAAGAAUUUUAGCUAAGCUCGAUAUUUCUUUUUUUGUUUCUGUACAGGAUUUAGAUUCGUAUCUGAAGACACGUGCUCCAGUAACCUUCCUGACGGAACUCAGAACGCAUUUGCAGGUAAUGUCUGUUUCUUUCGAUUUUUUAUGAUUUUAUUCAUGACGGUGUAAAAAGAAAAUGAAAAGAUCCUUGGGAGGUUAGGAAGGACAUCGCAAUGAAAGCAAUGUUUAUUAUGACUUAGAGGCAAAGUCACCGCGGUUUUUUAAGAAGCUGUAGUAACGACCUGUAAAAGCAACAGGAGCAUUUUUUUAAUCCGCAUUUAAGGGAGCUAAGAAAGCGCAAAGUAUCUCAUCUGGCUUUUUUGUGAGUGUAAUUGUUUUAAUUAUAUCUUGUCUAAUUAGGUAUCCAAUGAAGCUGGAACGCGUUACAACGUACCUUUGAUGAAUGCCUUGGUCCUUUACGUCGGAACGCAAGCCAUUACUUACAUUCACAGUAAGAGCGGUACCCCCUCCAUGUCAACCAUCACUCAUUCGUCGCACAUGGACAUCUUCCAAAAUCUGGCUGUGGAUUUGGAUACCGAAGGUACAGACUUUAUCUGUAAACGAACGGCAUUGAGUGGAAAACGGGAGGUUAUUUUUCUCACAGAGGAACUUUUUAAUUGGGAUUGAAUUGAUUUGCUGUAUAACGCCUGGGGAUUGGGCUAGAAACUGCGUCACUGUCAUAUCCUCAGCCAAUCAGAUACAGAAUUGAAACCAAUCACGACUUCAUCACUUGCAUUUGUGUUUACUUUUAUUUCGUAUUUUUCGCUGUGAUAUAUCCUUCUAUUUCUCCUUCGGUAACUGUGGUCCUCUUUUUUCGGCAUUGUAGUGCUGUAGCAUUAGGUAGUCUGAUGGAUGACAAAGUUACUUUUGCCUCUCCAGGUCGAUACCUAUUCUUAAAUGCGAUUGCAAAUCAGCUGCGUUAUCCAAACAGCCACACACAUUACUUCAGUUGUGUUCUGCUGUAUCUCUUUGCCGAAGCAAACACAGAAGCCAUACAAGAACAGAUUACAAGGUGCGUACACAUUCUUCCAAGGCUAUCCUUUGCUGAUACCAUUUUGUUCAGAAUAACUCAUCCUUUUGGCCAAUGCUCCAAGAUUAAGAGGCGCUGCCUUUGCCCGACAUUUGAUUGGCUUGUAAAACAGACAAGAUGGCAAAUGAAUUUAAAACAAGACGAGUUUCUGUGCAGAUUUCAUCCCUAACUCCUACCUCCAUCGGUAAACGAUCCUGUCUCCAUUGCUGAUUUAUUUGAAAGAAGUGCUGAGAUAAACGUUUUUAUGUACUUGAUCUCUUGUAACCUUGGAUAUCCCGAAUUAUCUUUUAAUACUUUGAUGACUGUGAGCAAACAUUUUACCCAUGUAAUAUGUGUAUAUAUAUUUUUUUUUUUGCUUUUUUUUUUUGUAGGGUAUUGCUGGAGCGGUUGAUUGUGAACCGACCUCAUCCUUGGGGACUACUGAUCACCUUCAUUGAACUCAUUAAGAAUCACCAGUACAAAUUCUGGACGCACGAAUUUGUUCACUGCGCUCCGGAAAUCGAAAAGUAAGAUUGAAUUUCUUCUACGAUUAACAGCGGUGCUCCUUCAUUAAAUGCAUUUUAUCGAUAAGUUGAGAAGAUACGGGAUGCAUCCUUCCGUACAGAUGCUUAGUGUAAUUGUAAAGUGUAUAUAAAUGUUACAUUAUCCAUCUGGGUAAAAAGAGGAAGGGCGCUUGAAAAUUGCAUCGUUUUUCCAGUUCUUUCUCGAUGAAUAGAAACUUCUCGUGUGCUGUGCGAAAAUUUUGUGAUGAAGGGAAGAGAACUGUGUCAGAGACGGUUGAGAGAUCUAUUAGAUUAUUGUGAAAAAUUCAUUUCUGAUUUUUGAUCAUUGGACUGGUUCUGACCAUCGUUGAGACCGCUACGUUGCUCAACCCUUCAACCCCUAAGGCAGGCGAGCAUCUAAUUUAUCCUCACACUAUCACCCCUGGUACUGAGGAGAAAGGAAAUGAUCACCAACUAAAAAAUUUCUUAAUUGUUAAAUAAAUGCUCCUUGUCAGCACCUCAGGAAAUGUAUUGAGAACGGUAUGGAGAAUAUGCAUACUGAUAUUAGGUUGGAAAGGGUUAGUGGUUUUCAAAUAACCUGGUACAUUUUCCUGCAGGUUGUUCGAAUCCGUUGCACGUAGCUGCAUGCAGCAGAAACAGGCACCGCCCAGAGAUACUGCUGAAAACCGAGAGUGAACACACAAGAAACAAGCUGUAAAUUUGUACAACAGGUUUCAAGAGAUCCAGUCCUUAUGACAUUGAAGUUUUUGACAAUUUGUAAUUUUUGUAUCGUAGAAUGCUGAAUAAAACAACGCUUUGGAGAGUA
Messenger RNA from Pocillopora meandrina, 34492 nucleotides. Lineage: Eukaryota; Metazoa; Cnidaria; Anthozoa; Scleractinia; Pocilloporidae. The record is from the annotation of a GenBank genome assembly.